AUGAGUAGCAGCGAGCAUACGACAGACACGGCGCCCCACGCGUCAGCAGUGGAGGCCGCCCCCAUCGCUGCUCCACUGCUGCCAAUGACGGAGCUGGCGAAAGGCGCAGUAGUCGCAGAGGGUCCAGUGCAUCAGAAGGUGGCCGCUGCCGAACAAAAUGGGGCUACAGCGAUGGAGGCACCUCCCUCUUCUCACUCCACAGGAGAGGCCAAGGCGCAGAGCGCCCUGGCGGCGGUUAUGAAUGUGCUCGACAGCGACGACGGUGAUGUGGGGCCUGCGAGGCCUGGCGGCACCUCUCUGCGCUCCCUGCAGAAGAUGUGCAUGCGCGUUCCGCAACUCUCCAACGAGCUUACUCGUCAGCAGCGGUUCCGGCUGUAUUGUCUGCUUCUUCUCGAGGACGGUGACGGUACAGCGGUGUCGAGUGAGGCACCUGGGCACGAAGACUGGACGACGUACACGCAACGGGCGCUGGAGACACACGUGCACGUGGCCAAGCAGGCUGCCGCCCUCUUCCCCGACUCUCACCACAUCACCACCGACGAGCUGGCGGGUCUCUUUUACCGCCUAGGCACGGACACAGCCUUCUAUUUCAACCCAGAGAUGAUCGAGGUCAUUCUGUGUGUAACGUACGUGGUGGCCGGUAGCGGUUCUACUGAAAAGAGUGUGCUGCUGCGCAUCCUCUAUCGAAUGCUGUGCGUACUGCAGAGCGAUUUCAUUAUGCCAACAGCCUCUCGCCUCUACGAGCCUGCGGCAGCGUCUUUGCUGCGAUUGAUGCUGCAGUUCUACGACCCUCAACUUGCCACCCACAUGGACCAGCAGCAGGUGGACAUUGGUAAGUACCUCUUGAACUGGUCGCGGCGCCUGCUGGUUCUGCAGUCCGACUAUGACACGGCGCUGAAGGUGUUGGACUGGGUGUUCAUCCUGGGCGACCCCGUCAUGGUCCCCUACGUGGCACACGCCUACCUCAUCACUCACCGUCAGUCACUCAUGAUGUUAAAGACAAAGCAGACGCUCGCGGAGCACCUCGACAAGAUGAAGUUCACGCUGCCAGCGUGCAAGGCUGACGCGAUUGACCCCGAGUUGGUGGACGGCCGCGCAACCGCCCCGAUACGUGUGUGGAGCGGAAAGUCGCUGUUGCAGAAUGCUGAUCUGCUUUACCGUGUCACGCCGCUCUCGACGCAGCGCAUGCUGGACUUUUGCCUCUUCCCGGACGUCGGUUUGCUGAACAAGACGCCGGAGGAGCUGCAACAGUACUAUGCCGAGACGCCAAUCCUGCCUCUCGAGCGGUCCGACAUCGCCUCUGCGUUCGCGAAGCGCGGCGCGGCAACAGAGGAAGGUGACUACAAGUUCCCCUCGCGCGAGUACGUUAUUGCCGACUGCCGUUCCCAGGAAAGUUUUGAGUAUGUGCGGCUGUCCACAGCCAUCCUCGUAGGGGAUGUGCUGAGCUACCACCACGAGCGCCUCGCGGAGGCGAUGCGGCGACUCGAGUCCUGCCGCGGGCACCCCCUUGCCCUCUAUGGCACCGGGCGGCCGAUCGUGGAGGAGGUAAACUUGCUGAAGAUGUUUGCGCUUUACCUUGUCAACCAAAAGGCGUUCCCGUUCGUGUGCAUCGUGCCAGGCGGCUUCAAGACGACCAUUCCGCUGCUCCGCAAUCACAUCAUCGAUGCCAUCAUGAGCCCCGCUGCAGCUACGGCGCUCGAGACUGCGACGAGCAAGCGAGGCGCAUUGAGCACCGAAUGGGCCCAAAAGGCGUCCAACACGGCGCAUACGAUCGCUGCCGCUUUCAGCGGUGUGUCGGACUACCUCGCGCAGGUGGAGGUGACUGAGGUGCGACAGAAGGCCCAGGAGCUGGGCACGAAGGCAAAGGAGGGCAUGACGGCAGCUGGUUCGUGGGGCUGGGGGAUGAUGAAGCGCUUCCGCGAGGGCCUCACGGAGACCCGCGAGCAGGCGUUGACAGCGCUAUCCUCCGCGGGCAGCAAGCUUGCAGCAGCUCAGACAGCAAGGGCUACCAACACCAAUUUAGCCCCCUCUUCUACAGCGGACCUUGGAUCCUCCUCUGCCACCGCUCCCUCCGCGGCAUCGAAAGGCUCCGCGAGUGGCGAAGCAGUUAUUCCAACAGCUACGGCUCAUCCUGCCGCCGCACCGUCAUGGCAGCACCCGCAGCAGGUUUUCUCGCUGGGCGAGGACGGCGAAGAAGAGGAUCUGGACCUCAUCACGUACAUCCCGGCUAGGGUGCCGCGAGGCACUGUGGUGGCGGAGUCGACACCGGUGGCAGCCGAGGUGGCGCUUUCAGCCUCUGGAGCAGCGUCCUCGGCGGCUGCUGUCUCCACACCAGAACGGCAGCGCUUUCCUGCCCCCGCCCCGUCCCCUGCAGUGAUGGCGUCGCCGAAGCUAGUGUCGUCUCCAACGUCCUCUGCUGCUCCAGCGGCAGCCAUGGCGGCAAACAGAGCGUCUGCAGCACUACUCGCUGCGGACAUUGACGCCGAGUUCGAUGAGCUCUUCGGCGACCUAACCGUUACGCCUGCAGCCGCGACGCGUGCGGUGAACGCCCCGCCGUCGUAG
Leishmania braziliensis MHOM/BR/75/M2904 is the source of this 2562-nucleotide messenger RNA. RefSeq lists its product as hypothetical. The record is from RefSeq and is a predicted model, not a curated record. Bases 1 to 2562 code for a protein of 853 amino acids. The transcript has a single exon. Gene Ontology annotation, biological process: retrograde transport, endosome to Golgi. NCBI's taxonomy places the organism in Eukaryota, Euglenozoa, Kinetoplastea, Trypanosomatida, Trypanosomatidae. Gene Ontology annotation, cellular component: trans-Golgi network.